AUGGUUUUCUUCACAGAGAGGACGAACAUGGUUGAAGAAUUGGGAAGUAGAGAUGAAUUUUUGCAGCGAAGCAGAGAAAUAGAGACAAGUUAUGAUUUAAUUGGUGAGAUAAGACAAAGAUUUCUGAGAUUCAAGAGACAAAAGUAUCUACCAGAGAUAGAAAAGUUUCAAGCUUUGGCCAUAGCUCAAUCACCGAAGGUCAUGGUGAUAGGAUGUGCAGAUUCAAGGGUGUGUCCAUCCUAUGUACUAGGAUUUCAACCCGGUGAAGCCUUUACGAUCCGAAAUGUCGCCAAUCUCAUCACCCCGAUUGAGAACGGGCCAACAGAGACCAAUUCAGCUCUUGAAUUUGCAGUCACUACUCUUCAGGUGGAGAACAUUAUAGUAAUGGGUCAUAGCAAUUGUGGAGGAAUCGCAGCGCUUAUGAGCCAUCAAAACCACCAAGAACAAAAGUCUAGUUUAGUAGAGAGGUGGGUUAUGAAUGGGAAAGCCGCUAAGUUAAGAACACAAGCAGCUUCAUCACACUUAAGCUUUGAUGAACAAUGCAGAAAAUGUGAGAAGGAAUCUAUAAAGGAUUCAGUAAUGAACUUGAUAACGUAUCCAUGGAUAAGAGAUAGAGUAAAGAGAGGUGAAGUCGAGAUUCAUGGGUGUUAUUACAAUUUGUCAGAUUGUAGUCUUGAGAAGUGGAGACUCAGUUCAGACACAAUUAACAAUGGAUUCUGUGUUUCAGACAGAGAGAUAUGGACUUGA
This is a messenger RNA of Arabis nemorensis, 747 nucleotides long. Lineage: Eukaryota; Viridiplantae; Streptophyta; Magnoliopsida; Brassicales; Brassicaceae. The record is from the annotation of a GenBank genome assembly.